UCCGAUAAAAUAUAUUCGUUUGUGGCUAUCCCCGGUACCAAUCAGAAAAAAAGACCUCGCCGAAGAUAUGAUGAAAUUGAACGACUUUAUCACUGCAAUUGGCCCGGUUGUACAAAGGCUUAUGGCACCUUGAACCAUCUGAACGCUCAUGUGAGUAUGCAAAAACACGGUCCCAAACGGCAUCCCACUGAAUUUAAAGAAAUGCGAAAAGAAUGGAGGCGUCAGAAAAAGGAA
This is a messenger RNA of Radiomyces spectabilis, 234 nucleotides long. RefSeq lists its product as uncharacterized. Lineage: Eukaryota; Fungi; Mucoromycota; Mucoromycetes; Mucorales; Radiomycetaceae. The record is from RefSeq and is a predicted model, not a curated record. The annotation marks the transcript as partial. Gene Ontology annotation, biological process: regulation of DNA-templated transcription. The transcript is spliced from 2 exons.